Molecule: messenger RNA, 12943 nt
Organism: Erinaceus europaeus (western European hedgehog)
Lineage: Eukaryota; Metazoa; Chordata; Mammalia; Eulipotyphla; Erinaceidae
Gene: DNAH1
Product: dynein axonemal heavy chain 1
Exons: 78
Coding region: 72-12887 (4271 amino acids)
Biological process (GO): microtubule-based movement
Cellular component (GO): dynein complex
Molecular function (GO): dynein intermediate chain binding; minus-end-directed microtubule motor activity; dynein light intermediate chain binding
Source: RefSeq, a predicted model, not a curated record
CUGGAGACUGGCUCCAGCCUCACUCUGCUGGGAACCGGAGCUGCGACUGAGGCAUCACCCUGAGAAGCAGCAUGGAGCAGCCCAACAGAGGAGCCUCCAGCUCAAGAUGGCCACCCCAGGACUCAGUGUUCUGUGGUGCUUCUUCUGCCAAUGAAGGGUGUCUACUCGGGAGGCCUCAGGCAGACACAGAGCACACCCCGGGGAACACGUCUGUGGACCCUGAUUCCGGGCUGAAGAAGUCUUCUCAGAACCCUGACCCUAAGCUCCCACCAUUACCCCUGACCCCAUCCCUGCCCGUGGUGUCAGACCUGGGGCAACCCCGGAAGUUGCCCCUGACAAGCACAGAUAAGACGUAUCCACUGAUGAAGCAGCGUGGCUUCUACUCUGAUAUCCUCAGCACCGAAUCCCUGGACCAGCUAGGGGAAGUGUGUCAAGGUCCCUUUGUGAACCAGAACCUCCUGCGGCAGGCUGACCUCAAGGAGUUCACUCCUAAAGUCAGCACCUUUAGGAUUCCUGAGGACUUCAGGGAGCGGCUAGAGCAGCAGCGCGUAGGGCCCACGACCGAGCUGCUCUCCCAUACUGACUUCCCGCUCCAGGCCUACGAGCCCAAGGUGCAGGUGCCCUUUCUGGUGCUGCCGGGCCAGUGCCCCCGCAAGAUUGAGAUUGAGAGGAGGAAGCGGUUGUACCUGAGCCUGGACAUUGAGCAGUUGCUGCACAGAGAGGGUAUCGACUCCGACAAGCUCAUGCCCAGGCACCCAGACCUCCAGCACCCUCAGACCAUCGAGCAGGGCCACGACCCCCUUUUCCCCAUUUACCUCCCACUCAAGGUUUUUGACAACGAGGAGUUUGACUGCCGGACCCCCAGCGAGUGGCUCAAUAUGGGUGUGGAGCCGGGGUCUCAGGACAGGAAGCCCGUGCCCGGGAAAGCCCUCCUGCCCACCAACGACUUCUUGGGGCAUGAGGACCCCAAAAGCCAGCAGCUGAAGUAUAAGUGGUGUGACGUUGGCGUCCUGGACUACGACAAGGAGAAGAAGCUAUACCUGGUGCACAAGACGGAUGAGAGGGGCCUGGUGCGCGAUGAGCUCGGGAAGCCCAUCCUGAACGGAGGGGUCACGGUGGAAGGUAGACCCCCGCUCCUGAUCUGCCAGUACUGGGUGCCACGCAUACAGCUCCUCUUCAGCGCCGAGGACCCGUGCGUGUUCACACAGCGUGUGAUCGAGGCCAACAACCUGCGCAAGAGCACAGAGGCGCUGCUGCUGUACAACCUGUACGUGGACUGCAUGCCGGCGGAGGGCCAGCGGGUCAUCAGCGAGCAGAGCCUGGGCAAGAUCAGGCAGUGGGCCAUGAGCACGCCCAGGAUGCGCAAGGGGCCCUCGGUCCUGGAGCACCUCAGCAAUCUCUCCAAGGAAGUGAGCCUGGACUUUGAGCGCAGCAUGAACAAGAUCAACUUUGACCGAAUCGUCUCCUCCAAGCCCGACACCUUCUCCUACGUGACCCUCCCCAAGAAGGAGGAGGAGGUCGUGCCCACGCAAGGGCUGGUGAAAGUCCCCAGGUACCCCUUCCAGGAGCAGAAGGAAGAUUUCACUUUUGUGUCCCUGCUCACGCGUCUGGAGGUCAUCACAGCCCUCAGCAAGGUGCGGGCCGAGUGCAACAAGGUCACCUCCAUGUCGCUGUUCCACUCCAGCCUCUCCAAGUACAGCCGCCUGGAAGAGUUUGAACAGAUCCAGUCACAGACCUUCUCCCAGGUGCAGCUGUUCCUCAGGGACACCUGGAUCAGCACGCUCAAGGUGGCCAUGCGCAGCAGCCUGCGCGACAUGAGCAAGGGCUGGUACAACCUGUACGAGACCAACUGGGAGGUGUACCUGAUGUCGAAGCUGCGCAAGCUGAUGGAGCUCAUCAAGUAUAUGCUGCAGGACACCCUGCGCUUCCUGGUGCAGGACUCGCUGGCCAGCUUCUCGCAGUUCAUCAACGACGCCUGCUGCAGCGUGCUCGACUGCCCCGAGGACAUGGUCUGGGGGGACGACUUCAUCAACAGUCCCUACAGGCCCCGCAAGAAUCCCCUCUUCAUUGUGGACCUGGUGCUGAACAGCACAGGGGUGCACUACAGCACCCCGCUGGAGCAGUUUGAGACGUCUCUGCUCAACCUUUUCGACAAGGGCAUCCUGGCCACCCACGCGGUGCCGCAGCUGGAGAAGAUGGUGAUGGAGGACAUCUUCAUCAGCGGCAACCCCCUGCUGGAGUCAGUGGGGCUCCACGAGCCCCUGGUGGAGGAGCUGCGGGCUGCGAUCGCCCACGCCAUGCGCAAGGCUAUGGUGCCCCUGCAGGCCUACGCCAAAGAGUACAGAAAGUACCUGGGACUGCACAACAGCGACAUCGCCACCUUCCUCAAGGCCUACCAGGCGCAGUGCCCGCCAGCUGAGGUGGUGCGGGAGGUGGUGCUCACCCACCUUCAAGAGAAGGAGAUCCUGGACAGCUCGCUGCCCAGCAGCAUCGUCAUCGGGCCCUUCUACAUCAACGUCGACAACGUCAAGCACAGCCUGUCCAAGAAGCGCAAGGCCCUGGCCAUGUCCAUGCUGGACAUCCUGGCCAAGACGCUGCACAAGGAGGUGGACGACAUUUGCGAGGAGUUCCGCAGCAUCAGCCGCAAGAUCUACGAGAAGCCCAACAGCAUCGAGGAGCUGGCCGAGCUCCGAGAGUGGAUGAAAACCAUCCCCGAGAAGCUGGGGGUGCUGGAGGAGCGGAUCGCAAAGGUCAUGGAUGACUACCAGGUCAUGGAUGAAUUCUUCUACAACCUCAGCACAGAUGACUUCAAUGACAAAUGGGCCGCCAGCAACUGGCCUUCCAAGAUCCUGGGGCAGAUGGAGUUGGUGCGGCAUCAGCACCUCGAAGAAGAGGAGAAGUUCCGCAAAAUCCAGAUCAUGGACCAGAACAACUUCCAGGAGAAGCUGGAAGGGCUGCAGCUGGUGGUGGCUGGCUUCUCCACUCACGUGGAGAUCUCUCGGGCACACGAAAUUGCCAACGAGGUGCGACGCGUCAAGAAGCAGCUGAAGGACUGCCAGCAGCUGGCCAUGCUGUACAACAACCGCGAGCGCAUCUUCGGCCUGCCCGUCACCAAUUACGACAAGCUCUCCAAGAUGGUGAAAGAUUUCCAGCCUUACCUGGACCUCUGGACCACGGCCUCCGACUGGCUGCGCUGGUCUGAGAGCUGGAUGAACGACCCUCUGUCAGCCAUCGACGCCGAGCAGCUGGAGAAGAACGUCAUCGAGUCUUUCAAGACCAUGCAUAAGUGUGUGAAGCAGUUCAAAGACAUCCCAGCCUGCCAGGAGGUGGCCUUAGACAUCCGGGCACGCAUUGAGGAGUUCAAGCCCUACAUCCCCCUGAUCCAGGGGCUGCGUAACCCCGGCAUGCGGAACCGCCACUGGGAGAUUCUGUCCAACGAAAUCAACAUCAAUGUCAGGCCCAAGGCCAACCUGACCUUCUCCCGCUGCCUGGAGAUGAACCUGCAGGACCACAUCGAGAGCAUCAGCAAGGUGGCCGAGGUGGCCGGCAAGGAGUAUGCCAUCGAGCAGGCGCUGGACAAAAUGGAAAAAGAGUGGUCAACCAUUCUGUUCAACGUGCUACCCUACAAGGAGACGGAGACUUACAUCCUCAAGAGCCCAGAUGAGGCCUCACAGCUGCUGGACGACCACAUCGUCAUGACCCAGAGCAUGUCCUUCUCGCCCUACAAGAAGCCCUUCGAGCAGCGUAUCAACACUUGGGAGAGCAAGCUGAAGCUGACCCAGGAAGUGCUGGAGGAGUGGCUGAACUGCCAGAGGUCCUGGCUCUACCUAGAGCCCAUCUUCAGCUCCGAGGACAUCAACCGGCAGCUGCCCGUGGAGAGCAAGCGCUACCAGACUAUGGAGCGGAUCUGGAGGAAGAUCAUGAAGAAUGUCUACGAGAACCGGGAGGUGAUCAACGUGUGCUCCGACCAGAGGCUGCUGGACAGCCUGCGGGAUUGCAACAAGCUGCUGGACAUGGUGCAGAAGGGUCUCAGCGAGUACCUGGAGACCAAGAGAAGCGCCUUCCCCAGAUUCUACUUCCUGUCGGACGACGAGCUGCUUGAGAUCUUAUCCCAGACGAAGGACCCCACGGCCGUGCAGCCUCACCUGCGCAAGUGUUUCGAAAACAUCGCCCGGCUGCUGUUCCAGGAAGACCUAGAGAUCACACACAUGUACUCGGCGGAGGGCGAGGAGGUGCAGCUGUCCUUCUCCAUCUACCCAUCCAGCAACGUGGAGGACUGGCUGAAGGAGGUGGAGCGCAGCAUGAAGACCAGCGUGCGGGACAUCAUCGAGAGGGCCAUCAAGGCCUACCCCACGAUGCCCAGGACCGAGUGGGUUCUAAGCUGGCCCGGCCAGGUGACCAUCGCCGGAUGCCAGACCUACUGGACCAUGGAAGUGGCAGAGGCCCUGGAGGCUGGUAACCUCAGCAACAAGCUGUUCCCUCAGCUUGCCCAGCAGCUCAGUGACCUGGUGGCGCUGGUCCGAGGGAAGCUGUCCCGCAUGCAACGGGCAGUGCUGUCAGCGCUGAUUGUCAUCGAGGUGCACGCCAAGGACGUGGUGAGCAAGCUGGUCAAGGAGGAGGUGGUCAGUGUGAAUGACUUCGAGUGGAUCUCCCAGCUGAGGUACUACUGGACAAACGGCAACCUGUACAUCCGGGCCGUGAACGCCGAGUUCAUCUACGGCUACGAAUACCUCGGCAACAGCGGGCGGCUGGUGAUCACCCCCCUCACCGACAGGUGCUACCUGACUCUGACUGGGGCGCUGCACCUCAAGUUUGGAGGCGCCCCGGCUGGCCCAGCCGGCACAGGGAAAACUGAGACGACCAAAGACCUGGGCAAGGCUUUGGCCAUCCAGACUGUCGUGUUCAACUGCUCUGACCAGCUCGACUUCAUGGCCAUGGGCAAGUUCUUCAAAGGCCUGGCCAGUGCUGGCGCCUGGGCCUGCUUUGACGAGUUCAAUCGCAUUGACAUCGAGGUGCUUUCUGUGGUAGCACAGCAGAUCACCACCAUCCAGAAAGCACAGCAACAGCGGGUGGAACGCUUCAUGUUUGAGGGCGUGGAGAUUCCGCUCGUGCCGUCCUGCGCAGUGUUCAUCACCAUGAACCCCGGGUAUGCCGGCCGCACAGAGCUACCCGACAACCUGAAGGCGCUCUUCCGGCCGGUGGCCAUGAUGGUUCCAGACUACGCCAUGAUCGCCGAGAUCUCCCUCUACUCCUUUGGCUUCAAUGAAGCCAAUGUGCUGGCCAAGAAGAUCACAACCACCUUCAAGCUGUCUUCUGAGCAACUCAGCUCACAGGAUCACUAUGACUUUGGGAUGAGGGCUGUGAAAACGGUGAUCUCAGCGGCCGGGAACCUGAAGCGAGAGAACCCCACUAUGAACGAGGAGCUGAUCUGCCUCCGAGCCAUCCGUGAUGUGAACGUGCCCAAGUUCCUGCAGGAGGACCUCAAGCUCUUCGCUGGGAUCGUGUCUGACCUGUUCCCCACCAUCAAGGAGGAGGAAACCGACUACGGCAUCCUGGACAAGGCCAUCCGCAAGGCCUGUGAGAAGAGCAACCUCAAGGACGUGGACGGCUUCCUGACCAAGUGCAUCCAGCUCUACGAGACCACGGUGGUGCGGCACGGCCUCAUGCUUGUGGGGCCUACGGGCUCUGGCAAGAGCAACUGCUACAGAGUCCUGGCAGCAGCCAUGACCUCGCUGAAAGGGCAGCCGUCCAUCAGCGGCGGUGUGUACGAAGCCGUCAGCUACUACGUGCUCAACCCCAAGUCCAUCACGAUGGGCCAGCUGUACGGGGAGUUUGACCUGCUCACCCACGAGUGGACAGAUGGGAUUUUCUCCUCCCUCAUCCGGGCUGGAGCCAUCGCCACCGACACUAACAAGAAGUGGUAUAUGUUUGAUGGACCCGUGGAUGCCGUCUGGAUCGAGAACAUGAACACGGUGCUGGACGACAACAAGAAGCUUUGCCUCAGCUCCGGGGAGAUCAUCAAGCUCACGGAGGCGAUGACCAUGAUGUUUGAGGUGCAGGACCUGGCGGUGGCCUCCCCAGCCACGGUGUCACGCUGCGGCAUGGUGUACCUGGAGCCCAGCAUCCUGGGCCUCAUGCCUUUCGUGGACUGCUGGCUGAAGAACCUCCCCCCGCUAUUCAAGCCCCAUGAGGACUUGUUCAGGUUCCUCUUUGUCAACUAUCUGGAGACAACCAUCACUUUCGUCCGGUCCUCAGUGAAGGAGGUGAUCACCUCGACCAAUAGUAACCUGACCAUGAGUCUUCUCAAGCUGCUGGACUGCUUCUUCAAGCCCUUCCUGCCAAGAGAGGGCCUCAAGAAAAUCCCCUCCGAAAAGCUGAGUCGCAUCCCUGAGCUGAUUGAGCCCUGGUUCAUCUUCUCCCUGAUCUGGAGCGUGGGCGCCACAGGGGACAGCGCCAGCCGUAUCAUCUUCAGCCACUGGCUCAAGAUCAAGAUGAAACUGGAUGAGCUGACGUUGCAGUUCCCAGAAGAGGGACUGGUGUUCGACUAUCGGCUGGAUGACGCGGGCAUCAGCUGCAGCAAUGACGACGAGGAGGAGGACGAGGAGGGAGCAGAGGUUGCCUGGGUGAAGUGGAUGGACUCCUCGACUCCAUUCUCCAUGCCGCCAGACACCAACUACUGUAACAUCAUCGUGCCCACCAUGGACACCAUGCAGAUGUCCUACCUGCUGGGCAUGCUGCUCACCAACCACAAGCCUGUGCUAUGCAUCGGGCCCACCGGCACGGGGAAGACCCUCACCAUCUCCGACAAGCUCCUCAAGAACCUGCCGCUGGAGUACAUCAGCCACUUCCUCACCUUCUCAGCCCGCACCUCGGCCAACCAGACCCAAGACCUUAUCGACAGCAAGUUGGACAAGAGGCGGAAGGGCGUGUUCGGACCACCCCUGGGACGCAACUUCAUCUUCUUUAUUGAUGACCUGAACAUGCCAGCCUUGGAGACCUAUGGUGCGCAGCCGCCCAUUGAACUGCUGCGCCAGUGGAUGGACCACGGGGGCUGGUACGACCGCAAGAUCAUCGGAGCCUUCAAGAACCUGGUGGACAUCAACUUUGUCUGUGCCAUGGGCCCCCCCGGGGGAGGCAGGAACCCCGUCACCCCUCGUCUGACUCGCCACUUUAACUACCUGUCCUUUGCUGAGAUGGACGAGGUCAGCAAGAAGCGGAUCUUCUCCACCAUCCUGAGCAGUUGGAUAGGUGGACUGCUUGGAGAAAAAAGUUACCGAGAGCCUGUGCCCGGGGCCCCCAACAUCGCCCACUUGUCGGACCCCCUCGUGGAAGCCACUAUCACAGUGUACUCCACCAUCAUCUCCCAGCUGCUGCCCACCCCAACCAAGUCCCACUACACCUUCAACCUGAGGGACCUCUCCAAGGUCUUCCAAGGCAUGCUCAUGGCUGACCCAGCCAAGGUGGAGGACAAGGUGCAGCUGCUGCGGCUUUGGUAUCACGAGAACUGCCGCGUGUUCCGAGACCGCCUGGUGAACGAGGAGGACCGCAGCUGGUUCGACAAGCUCCUGGAGACCCACAUGGAGCAGUGGGAGGUGGCCUUUGAAGAGGUCUGCCCCUUCCAGCCCAUCCUCUACGGGGACUUCAUGAUGCCCGGCUCUGACAUCAAGUCCUACGAGCUCAUCACCAGUGAGAAGAAGAUGAUGCAGGUGAUCGAGGAGUACAUCGAGGACUACAACCAGAUCAACACGGCCAAGCUGAAGCUGGUCCUCUUCAUGGAUGCCAUGAGCCACAUCUGCCGCAUCAGCCGCACCCUGCGCCAGGCACUGGGUAACGCGCUGCUGCUGGGCGUGGGUGGCAGCGGCCGCAGCUCCCUCACACGGCUGGCCUCUCACAUGGCGGAGUACGAGUGCUUCCAGAUUGAGCUGUCCAAGAACUACGGCAUGAGCGAGUGGCGUGAGGAUGUCAAGAAGGUCCUGCUCAAGGCUGGUCUGCAAAACCUGCCCAUCACCUUCCUGUUCUCGGACACCCAGAUCAAGAACGAGUCCUUCCUGGAGGACAUCAACAAUGUCCUCAACUCCGGGGACAUCCCCAACCUCUACAACUUGGAUGAGCAGGACCAGAUAGUCAACACCAUGCGGCCCCACAUCCAGGAGCAAGGCCUGCAGCCCACCAAGGCCAACCUCAUGGCUGCCUACACCGGGCGCGUGCGCAACAACAUCCACAUGGUGCUGUGCAUGAGCCCCAUCGGAGAGGUCUUCCGAGCUCGCCUGAGACAGUUCCCCUCCCUGGUCAACUGCUGCACCAUCGACUGGUUUAAUGAGUGGCCGGCAGAAGCCUUAGAGUCAGUGGCCACCAUGUUCCUGAACGAGAUCCCAGAACUGGAGUCCAGCCCCACAGUAAUUGAAGGAAUGGUUCAAGUCUGCGUGUUCAUCCACCAGUCAGUGGCCAAGAAAUGCGUCGAGUACCUGGCCGAGCUGGCCCGCCACAACUACGUGACCCCUAAGAGCUACCUGGAGCUGCUCAAUAUCUUCUCCGUCCUCAUCGAGCAGAAGAAACAGGAGCUGAAAACGGCCAAGAACCGCAUGAAGAGUGGCCUGGACAAGCUGCUGCGUACAGCAGAGGACGUGGCCAAGAUGCAGGAGGAGCUGGAGAUCAUGCGCCCCCUGCUGGAGGAGGCCGCCAAGGACACCCUGCUCACCAUGGAGCAGAUCAAGGUGGACACAGCCAUAGCUGAGGAGACCCGGCAGUCAGUGCAGGCGGAGGAGAUCAAGGCCAAUGAGAAGGCCAGGAAGGCGCAGGCCAUCGCCGACGAUGCCCAGAAGGAUCUGGACGAGGCACUGCCAGCCCUGGACGCGGCCCUGGCCAGCCUGCGCAACCUCAACAAGAAUGACGUGACUGAGGUGCGAGCCAUGCAGAGGCCUCCCCCCGGCGUGAAGCUGGUGAUAGAAGCCAUGUGCAUCAUGAAGGGCAUCAAGCCCAAGAAGGUGCCCGGGGAGAAGCCCGGCUCCAAGGUGGAUGACUACUGGGAGCCAGGCAAGGGGCUGCUGCAGGACCCCGGCCGCUUCCUGGAAGGCCUCUUCAAAUUCGACAAGGACAACAUCGGGGAGGCUGUGAUCAAAGCCAUCCAGCCCUACAUCGACAAUGAGGAGUUCCAGCCGGCCGCCAUCGCCAAAGUGUCCAAGGCCUGCACCUCCAUCUGCCAGUGGGUGCGCGCCAUGCACAAGUACCAUUUUGUGGCCAAGGCCGUGGAGCCCAAGCGGCAAGCCCUGCGGGAGGCCCAAGACGACCUGGAGGUGACACAGAAGAUCCUGGAGGAGGCAAAGCAGCGCCUGCGGGAGGUGGAGGAUGGCAUCUCCAUGAUGCAGGCCAAGUACCGGGAGUGCGUGGCCAAGAAAGAGGAGCUGGAGCUCAAGUGCGAGCAGUGCGAGCAGCGGCUGGGCCGUGCAGACAAGCUCAUCAACGGGCUGUCGGACGAGAAGGUGCGCUGGCAGGAGACCGUGGAGAACCUGGAGAACAUGCUCGACAACAUCUCCGGCGACGUGCUGGCGGCUGCCGGCUUCGUGGCCUACCUCGGCCCUUUCACGGGCCAGUACCGGACAGCACUCUAUGAAAGCUGGGUCGCCCAGCUCAAGACCCACCAGGUCCCGCACACCUCCGAGCCCACGCUGAUCGGGACACUGGGGAACCCCGUGAAAAUCCGCUCGUGGCAGAUCGCCGGCCUCCCCAACGACACGCUGUCUGUGGAGAACGGUGUCAUCAACCAGUUCUCUCAGCGCUGGAGCCACUUCAUUGACCCCCAGGCCCAAGCCAAUAAGUGGAUCAAGAACAUGGAGAAGGACAAUGGGCUGGACGUGUUCAAGCUGAGCGACCGGGACUUCCUGCGCAGCAUGGAGAACGCCAUCCGCUUUGGCAAGCCCUGCCUCCUGGAGAACGUGGGCGAGGAGCUGGACCCGGCCCUGGAGCCCGUGCUGCUGAAGCAGACCUACAAGCAGCAGGGGAACACCGUGAUGAAGCUGGGGGACACGGUGAUCCCCUACCACGAGGACUUCAGGAUGUACAUCACCACCAAGCUGCCCAACCCGCACUACACACCUGAGGUCUCCACCAAGCUCACCCUCAUCAACUUCACCCUGUCGCCCAGUGGCCUGGAGGACCAGCUGUUGGGCCAGGUAGUGGCUGAGGAGCGGCCUGACCUGGAGGAAGCCAAGAACCAGCUGAUAGUCAGCAACGCCAAGAUGCGCCAAGAGCUGAAGGACAUUGAAGACCAGAUCCUGUACCGGCUCAGCUCGUCGGAGGGCAACCCCGUCGAUGACAUGGAGCUGAUCAAGGUGCUGGAGGCGUCCAAGAUGAAAGCCGCUGAGAUCCAGGCCAAGGUCAGGAUCGCAGAGCAGACAGAGAAGGACAUCGACCUCACACGCAUGGAGUACAUCCCCGUGGCCGUCCGCACCCAGAUCCUCUUCUUCUGCGUGUCUGACCUGGCCAACGUGGACCCCAUGUAUCAGUACUCCCUCGAGUGGUUUCUCAACAUCUUUCUCUCGGGCAUCGCCAACUCCGAGAGGGCAGACAACCUGAAGAAACGUAUCGCCAACAUCAACCGCUACCUGACCUACAGCCUCUACAGCAACGUCUGCCGCAGCCUCUUUGAGAAGCACAAGCUCAUGUUCGCCUUCCUGCUGUGCGUGCGCAUCAUGAUGAAUGAGGACAGGAUCGACCAGAAUGAAUGGCGCUACCUCCUGUCUGGAGGCUCCAUCCAGGUCGGGGCUGAGAACCCUGCGCCAGACUGGCUGUCAGACAGAGCCUGGAGGGACAUCCUGGCUCUCUCAAAUCUGCCAACCUUCUUAUCCCUCGCCUCCGACUUCGCCAACCACCUGACGGAAUUCCGGGCCAUCUUUGACAGCCUGGAGCCCCACCGGGAGCCCCUGCCUGGCAUUUGGGAUCAGCACCUGGACCAUUUCCAGAAGCUGCUGGUCCUCCGAUGUCUCCGUGGAGACAAAGUCACCAACGCCAUGCAGGACUUCGUGGCCGCCAACCUGGAGCCGCGCUUCAUCGAGCCCCAGACAGCCAACCUGUCACUGGUGUUCAAAGACUCCAACUCCACCACACCCCUCAUCUUCGUGCUGUCACCUGGCACUGACCCUGCCGCCGACCUCUACAAGUUUGCGGAAGAGAUGAAGUUCUCCAAGAAGCUCUCUGCCAUCUCCCUGGGCCAGGGCCAGGGCCCGCGGGCAGAAGCCAUGAUGCGCAGCUCAAUAGAGAGAGGCAAGUGGGUCUUCUUCCAGAACUGUCACCUGGCCCCGAGCUGGAUGCCAGCCCUGGAACGCCUCAUCGAGCACAUCAACCCCGACAAGGUGCACCGAGACUUCCGCCUGUGGCUCACCAGCCUCCCCAGCAACAAGUUCCCAGUGUCCAUCCUGCAGAACGGCUCCAAAAUGACCAUCGAGCCGCCCCGCGGAGUCAAGGCCAACCUGCUCAAGACCUACAGCAGCCUGAGCGACGACUUCCUCAGCUCCUGUCACAAGAUGAUGGAGUUCAAGUCCCUGCUGCUGUCUCUGUGCCUCUUCCACGGCAACGCUCUGGAGCGCCGCAAGUUCGGGCCCCUGGGCUUCAACAUCCCCUACGAGUUCACGGACGGGGACCUGCGCAUCUGCAUCAGCCAGCUCAAGAUGUUCCUGGAUGAGUACGAGGACAUUCCCUACAAGGUCCUCAAGUACACGGCGGGCGAGAUCAACUACGGAGGCCGCGUCACCGACGACUGGGACCGGCGCUGCGUCAUGAACAUCCUGGAGGACUUCUACAACCCCGCUGUGCUGUUCCCUGAGCACAGCUACAGCGCCUCGGGCGUGUACCACCAGAUCCAGCCCACCUACGACCUCAACGGCUACCUCUCCUACAUCAAGACCCUCCCACUCAACGACAUGCCUGAGAUCUUUGGUCUCCACGACAACGCCAACAUCACCUUCGCCCAGAAUGAGACCUUUGCCCUGCUUGGCGCCAUCAUCCAGCUGCAACCCAAAUCUUCCUCCGUGGGCGGCCAGGGCAGGGAGGAGAUAGUGGAGGACAUAGCCCAGAGCAUUCUGCUCCAGAUGCCCGAGUCCACCAACGUGUCCUGGGUGAUGAACAAGUACCCCGUGCUGUACGAGGAGUCCAUGAACACGGUGCUGGUGCAGGAGGUCAUUAGGUACAACCGGCUGCUGCAGGUGAUCUCACAGACGCUGCAAGACCUGCUCAAGGCGCUCAAGGGGCUGGUGGUGAUGUCCUCGCAGCUGGAGCUGAUGGCCGCCAGCCUGUUUAACAACACGGUGCCUGAGCUCUGGAACUCCAAGGCCUACCCGUCGCUCAAGCCGCUGUCUUCGUGGGUCAUGGACCUGCUGCAGCGCCUCGACUUCCUGCACACCUGGAUCCAAGAGGGGAUCCCGGCUGUCUUCUGGAUCAGCGGUUUCUUCUUCCCCCAGGCUUUCCUGACGGGCACCCUUCAGAACUUUGCUCGCAAGUCCGUCAUCUCUAUCGACACCAUCUCCUUCGACUUCAAGGUCAUGAGCCGGCCAGUGUCAGAACUCAAGACAAGGCCCGAGGAAGGAUGCUACAUCCACGGACUGUUCCUGGAGGGGGCCCGCUGGGACCCUGCAGCCUUCCAGUUGGCCGAGUCCCGGCCCAAGGAGCUCUACACGGAGAUGGCGGCGAUCUGGCUUCUGCCAGUGCCUAACCGCGUCGUCCGGAACCAUGACUUCUACCUGUGCCCCAUCUACAAGACACUGACUCGAGCUGGAACACUAUCAACCACAGGCCACUCCACUAACUACGUCAUUGCUGUGGAGAUCCCGACCAGCCAGCCCCAGCGACACUGGAUCAAGCGAGGCGUGGCCCUCAUCUGUGCCCUGGACUACUAGACUUGAUGGUGGGGGCGCAGGGGGCGGGCAGACAUUAAAGUCACGUCUUCUAAGCA